ACUUCAGGAAUAAAGGGUACAGAGUUACAUCACGACGUCGUAGAAUGAUCAAAAGGAGAUAGCAGCGCUCACUCGAUUCCUGAUACUCCACUAUUUUCCUCGUCAACCGCACGCUUCUCCCAUGGAUUCCGAAGUUAUCGUAGUUGGAGGGGGUUUCAGCGGACUCAGUGCAACGAAAUGGUUGCUCGAGGCUGGAAUCAAAGUCAUCUGUUUGGAAGCCCGUGACCGUGUCGGUGGACGAACCCUCACGAAAAGAGACCCGAAAGUAGGCUAUGUCGACAUUGGAGGUGCUUAUGUCGGACCUACUCAAGACCGUCUUCUUCGCAUGGCGAAAGAAUUCAACGUAGAAAAUUAUAAAGUGAAUGAAGUUGAAGACCUCUUGCACUAUAAAAAUGGACGUCGAACGCGUUUCAGUUCUGGCACAUUACCAAAACGAAGGAAUCCUUUGGUUGCCAUGGAUAUCAAUAACAUCUUUUAUCUCAUGGACAAAAUGGGAGAACAGAUACCAGCUGACGCACCUUGGAAUGCCAAUCAUGCAGAUGAAUGGGAUACCAUGACAUAUAAAGAAUUUUUAGAGAAAAACUGCUGGACUAAAGGCGGGUUAGAAUUUUUCAAGAACUUUGUCAACAUUAAUGUUACGACUGAAUCCUACGAGGCAUCGUUGUUGAGUUUCUUGUGGUAUAUCAAGCAGUGUGGAGGAACAAAGAGGAUAUUUUCGACUACAAAUGGAGGACAAGAAAGAAAGUUUAAAGGUGGAACCCAGCAGAUUUGUGAAAAGGUGGCUGAAAAACUUGGAGAUUCUGUGGUGAUUAAGAACAGUCCCGUUGUUGGAAUAAAUCAAGAAUCUAAAGACUUCGUCUUAGUGAAAACUCUAAAUGGAAAAGAAUAUAAAACUAAAUACAUCAUUUUGGCCUGCCCUCCAGUGGUACAACUCAAGAUCCAUUUUACUCCAGAAUUACCCCCUCUACGAAGUCAGCUCAUGCAAAGAAUGCCUAUGGGAACUGUUAUGAAAGUCAUUCUUUAUUACAAAAAAGCAUUUUGGAAAGAAAUGGGACUUUGUGGUUCCUUGUUGAUGGAAGGCAGCGAUGAACAUCCUAUGUUCUAUGCAUUGGAUGAUACAAAACCAGAUGGAAGCUAUCCUGCAAUCAUCGGAUUCAUCCUAGCGGAUAAAUGUCGUCGAAUGUGCGUUUUAACUCCCGAAGAACGGAAAAAUAGAAUUGCCCGAAGCUUAGCAGAAGUUAUUGGCAAUUCUGAAGCUCUAAAGCCCAUUCACUACGAAGAAAAAAAUUGGAUGGAUGAACAAUAUUCUGGUGGCUGUUACACUGCCAUGUAUCCACCUGGAUUUUUCACUAGAUACGGAAGAGCGUUGCGAACUCCAAUCGAUAGAUUGUAUUUUGCGGGUACUGAAACAGCAGUGAAAUGGUCUGGAUACAUGGAAGGAGCUAUAGAAGCCGGAGAAAGAGCUGCUCGUGAAAUACUCUAUGCAAUGGGGAAAAUCACUAGAGAUCAAAUUUGGCUGAAAGAACCACCCUCUCAGGAUGUUGUUGCCAAACCUUUUCACCCAACAUUUGCAGAAAAAUAUACACCAUCUGUGCCAGGAUUCCUCAAGAUAGUUGCUGCGUCUUCUGUCGUAGGAGCCGUGGCUUUAUAUUCCAUGAGAAAUCCCUUAAAAGGCUGUGAAAGAUUCCUCCGACGAUGAAGAUUGACUUCGGAGUUCUUGGAAAUACUCAAGCAUCAUGAAUAAUAGAUUUUUCAUAAAUUUUGAUUAAAAUAAUUAUAAAUUUAAUUUCUAGUGUCUAUCAAACCCGUUGUUAUCAAAGUACAAUGAAGUCAAAAAAUAUCUUCAGGAAUAUUGGAAACUGAAUUCACUUUUCUAAUAAUUUGAUUCAGAUAUUAUUCAAUGCGUAACUAAAGUUUAAAAAAUAUUUUUCAUAUGGUAAUAAAGAUGUCACAAAAUUAA
Molecule: messenger RNA, 1960 nt
Organism: Argiope bruennichi
Lineage: Eukaryota; Metazoa; Arthropoda; Arachnida; Araneae; Araneidae
Product: amine oxidase [flavin-containing] B-like
Exons: 14
Coding region: 122-1699 (525 amino acids)
Molecular function (GO): oxidoreductase activity
Source: RefSeq, a predicted model, not a curated record